This is a messenger RNA of Zalophus californianus (California sea lion), 2811 nucleotides long. RefSeq names its product growth factor independent 1 transcriptional repressor (gene GFI1). Gene Ontology annotation, molecular function: DNA-binding transcription factor activity; RNA polymerase II cis-regulatory region sequence-specific DNA binding. Lineage: Eukaryota; Metazoa; Chordata; Mammalia; Carnivora; Otariidae. Gene Ontology annotation, biological process: regulation of transcription by RNA polymerase II. The coding region runs from base 292 to 1593 and encodes 433 amino acids. Gene Ontology annotation, cellular component: nucleus. The transcript is spliced from 7 exons. The record is from RefSeq and is a predicted model, not a curated record.
CUGAUUGGGGGUUAAUGAGAGCGGCGCCGCGGGCAGCUAGCUCCCUCCCGCGCCUGGACCCCCGCUCUCUGGCCGCCGCGGAGCACCCUGCGCUCUCCGCGUCCGCUAAACUGUUGGCUCUCCGCGGACUCCAGACACAGCGCAGUUCACAGCCAGCGCGCGCGAAUGGGGCUCGACUUCCCCUAAAACAAGGUUUUCGGUCUCCGCCUGGCUGGGGCUGAGCAAGCACUCCGGGUAACAGUGGGCUGACUGCGGCUCCAGGGAGCCGAGUGGGAAGCGCGCCCGACCACCAUGCCGCGUUCGUUCCUUGUCAAGAGCAAGAAGGCUCACAGUUACCACCAGCCGCGCUCCCCGGGACGCGACUAUUCCCUACGCCUGGAGAAUGUCCUGGCGUCAGGCGGAGCAGACAGCACCUCGAGCGCAGACGGGGCGAAGACGGAGCCCCGGCGUCGUCUGUCCCCCGAGGCACAGUUGACCGAGGUCCCAGAGAGAUCCUCCGCAUCCCCGGGCAGCUGUGAGGGCAGCGUCUGCGACCGGAGCUCAGAGUUUGAGGACUUCUGGAGGCCUCCGUCGCCCUCUGUGUCUCCAGCCUCGGAGAAGUCGGCGUGCCCAUCGCUGGACGAAGCCCAGCCGUUGCCCCUGCCCUUCAAGCCGUACUCUUGGAGCGGCCUGGCGGGUUCUGACCUGCGGCACUUGGUGCACAGCUACCGGCCGUGCGCGGCCCUGGAGCGCCGCGCCGGCCUGGGCCUCUUCUGCGAGCGCGCCCCGGAGCCAGGCCACCCCGCGGCGCUCUACGGCCCGGAGCGGGCUGCGGGCGGCGCGGGGGCCGGGGCGCCGGGGGCAGGCAGCGCAGGAGGUGGCGCUGCGGGCGGCGCGGGCCUGGGGCUCUACGGCGACUUCGGGCCCGCGGCGGCGGGGCUGUACGAGCGGCCGACGGCGGCGGCGGCCGGAGGGCUGUACGCGGAGCGCGGCCACGGGCUGCACGCGGACAAGGGCGCCGGCGUCAAGGUGGAGUCGGAGCUGCUGUGCACCCGCCUGCUGCUGGGCGGCGGCUCCUACAAGUGCAUAAAGUGCAGCAAGCGGCCUUCUUCCCGGCCCCACCCGCCUCAGGUGUUCUCCACGCCGCACGGGCUGGAGGUGCACGUGCGCAGGUCCCACAGCGGCACGAGACCCUUUGCGUGCGAGAUGUGCGGCAAGACCUUCGGGCACGCGGUGAGCCUGGAGCAGCAUAAAGCCGUGCACUCGCAGGAACGCAGCUUUGACUGUAAGAUCUGUGGCAAGAGCUUCAAGAGGUCAUCUACACUGUCUACGCACUUGCUCAUCCACUCAGACACCCGGCCCUACCCUUGUCAGUACUGUGGCAAGAGAUUCCACCAGAAGUCAGACAUGAAGAAACACACCUUCAUCCACACUGGUGAGAAGCCCCACAAAUGCCAGGUGUGUGGGAAGGCAUUCAGCCAGAGCUCCAACCUCAUCACCCAUAGCCGCAAGCACACAGGCUUCAAACCCUUUGGCUGUGACCUGUGUGGGAAGGGCUUCCAGAGGAAGGUGGACCUCAGGCGGCACCGGGAAACCCAGCAUGGGCUCAAAUGAAGGCCCUGAUUGGCUGCAAGGAGCAGUUACACAACACUACGGAGGGCAGCCUCCCCACUUGCCACCGUCCACGUCUGACUUCUCAGGCCCUCCAUUCCUGUCCAAAACUCCCAGCAGGGUGAGCCCCUUCACCUUACUUCUGGGAACUGCCAGAAGGGAUAAGUUAUCCUUUCAAAGUUCAGCCCAGAGUGGGAACCAAAUAACUCACUGGGUUUUGGACACACCAAAUAGGCUCCCUGACACCUGAAGACUCGAAGUCAAGGGGGGAUCAGCUAAAAUCUCAGGCCCUGCAGUUCUUCGCAUUCCCAGCCCUGCUCCACAGACAGGAAAGUCCUUCAGGUUUUUACCCUCCUCUUGCCCCACCCCAGAUACUUGUGUGGAAGAGGAGGGGUCACCAUCUACAAGGUGGACACAUGCUAAUGUUUUUUUUAUCUAGAAUGAAAAAUGAGUGUUACUUUUUGUUUUUCUUUCUGGGGAGUCUUAAUCCCUUUCUAUUGGGUGCUGCCUAUAAAUCUUGGAGGGAUCAAUUCUCCCACUCGAAGACUGGUUCAGAAAUGGAUUUGGGGAAGGAGUUUCAUGCUUUUAAAAUUACAAAAUACACUGUCCAGCCUGCUCCAAGCAGGAGCAGAAGACACGUGGACUUGGUGGUGAGAGGACAGGAGAGUCCUUUCUGCAGGAGGCUUGUGAAGGCUCCCUCUGAGGAGCUGGGAUGACAGAGCAACACCUCUGGACAAGAUACCACCCCCUCACUCAGCAGGUGUUUGUUGACCACCAGGUUCCCGGCCUAUGCUAGGUAUGGGGGAGCCAGAGAUUAAAGUUACGGCCCCUGCCCUUCAGAAGCUAACAGUUGUACCUCCUCCAAGUGGCUGGAUCUGCUUUUUCCCUCCUAGGGAAUUCAGAGAAGACAAAACAAAAUCUUGACCCUUCUUUUCUGACACGUUUGGAUUUUAUCAAGAAUAAACAACAACAACAACAAAAAUAGCUGAACAGAUACUUCCAAGAUGCGUGUGUAUAUUCAGUUUUUUAAUGUUAAGCUGAUAUUUUUAAGAUGUCUAAGCUAGCAGGCAUGUGGAGUGACCCUCCAUGUGUACUAUAAAGAAGAAAAAGUGGUAUUUUUACUUUGAUGAGGUUUGUAAAUGUUUUUAGACCUUCUGGAGUGCAUUAUGUUUGUUAAUACAUAUUUAUUAGAAUGAUGUUUUAAGUUAAUAAAGUAUUAAG